Messenger RNA from Prionailurus viverrinus (fishing cat), 3476 nucleotides. It is a transcript of the gene WEE1, whose product is annotated as WEE1 G2 checkpoint kinase. Gene Ontology annotation, molecular function: non-membrane spanning protein tyrosine kinase activity; magnesium ion binding; ATP binding. Lineage: Eukaryota; Metazoa; Chordata; Mammalia; Carnivora; Felidae. Bases 344 to 2284 code for a protein of 646 amino acids. Gene Ontology annotation, biological process: protein phosphorylation; mitotic cell cycle. The record is from RefSeq and is a predicted model, not a curated record. Gene Ontology annotation, cellular component: nucleus. The transcript is spliced from 11 exons.
CAAACCCCGGGCUGGGCGGGGAUUGGUGGGCUGGGCACUCACGUGGUUAACGGUCGCGGGAAGCCGCGGAGCCCGAACCUGCGGCUGGACCUGCGGGGACACCAGCCUCGGCGCCCGGGCCGCCCCGCCUCCGCUGGACAGUCCGCGCCGCCGCUGCCGACCCCCGCCACCGCCGCCCGCAGUCCCGAGCGCUCCGGAGCCGCAGCCCGCCGCCGCGCAAGUCCGCCACCGGGGCGACCAGGCGCGCCCAGUCGCACGUGGCGGACCCGCCCCCUAGGCCGUCCCGAGUCCUAGACUCCGCGGGCUUCGGCUCUCCGGUCCUCGGCCCCGGCCCCAGGGCGAGAUGAGCUUCCUAAGCCGGCAGCAGCCGCCGCCGCCCCGCCGUCCCGGGGCUUCUUGCACUUUGCGGCAGAAGCUGAUCUUCUCGCCCUGUAGCGACUGUGAGGAGGAGGAGGAGGAGGAAGAGGAGGAGGGCAGCGGCCACAGCACGGGGGAGGACUCGGCCUUUCAAGAGCCUGACUCUCCACUGCCGCCCGCGCGGAGCCCCACAGAGCCCGGGCCCGAGCGCCGCCGCUCGCCCGGCCCGGCCCCCGGCAGCCCCGGGGAGCUGGAGGAGGACAUGUUGCUGCGAGGCGCCUGUCCGGGCGCGGACGCGGCGGGCGGCGGGGCCGAGGGCGACUCAUGGGAGGAGGAGGGCUUCGGCUCCUCAUCGCCGGUCAAGUCGCCGGCAGCCGCCUACUUCUUGGGCAGCUCGUUCUCGCCGGUGCGCUGCGGCGGCUCGGGGGACGCGUCCCCGCGCGGUUGCGGGGCGCGCCGGGCUAGCGAGGGCCCCUGCUCGCCGCCGCCGGACCACCCCGGCACGCCGCCGCACAAGACCUUCCGCAAGCUGCGGCUCUUCGACACGCCGCACACGCCCAAGAGUUUGCUCUCCAAAGCUCGAGGAAUCGAUUCCAGCUCUGUUAAACUCCGAGGUGGUUCUUUGUUCAUGGAUACAGAAAAAUCAGGAAAAAGGGAAUUUGACAUGCGACAGACUCCUCAAGUGAAUAUUAAUCCUUUUACCCCAGAUUCUGUGUUACUUCAUUCCUCAGGACAGUGUCGUAGAAGAAAGCGAACACAUUGGAAUGAUUCUUGUGGUGAAGAUAUGGAAGCCAGUGAUUAUGAGUUUGAAGAUGAAACAAGACCUGCUAAAAGAAUCACAAUUACUGAAAGCAAUAUGAAGUCACGGUAUACAACAGAAUUUCAUGAGCUAGAGAAAAUUGGCUCUGGAGAAUUUGGUUCUGUGUUUAAGUGUGUGAAGAGGCUGGAUGGAUGCGUUUAUGCCAUUAAGCGAUCAAAAAAGCCAUUGGCUGGCUCCGUUGAUGAGCAGAACGCUUUGAGGGAAGUGUAUGCCCAUGCAGUGCUUGGACAACAUUCUCAUGUAGUUCGAUAUUUCUCUGCAUGGGCAGAAGAUGAUCAUAUGCUUAUACAGAAUGAGUAUUGUAAUGGUGGAAGUUUAGCUGAUGCCAUAAGUGAAAACUAUAGAAGCAUGAGUUACUUUACAGAAGCAGAGUUGAAGGAUCUCCUUUUGCAAGUUGGCCGGGGCUUGAGGUAUAUUCAUUCAAUGUCUUUGGUUCACAUGGAUAUAAAGCCUAGUAAUAUUUUCAUAUCUCGAACCUCAAUCCCAAAUGCUGCCUCUGAAGAAGGAGAUGAAGAUGACUGGGCAUCAAACAAAGUAAUGUUUAAAAUAGGUGAUCUUGGUCAUGUAACAAGGAUCUCUAGUCCACAAGUUGAAGAGGGUGAUAGCCGUUUUCUUGCUAAUGAAGUUUUGCAGGAGAACUAUACCCAUCUACCAAAAGCGGAUAUUUUUGCCCUUGCCCUCACAGUGGUAUGUGCUGCUGGUGCUGAACCUCUUCCUAGAAAUGGAGAUCAAUGGCAUGAAAUCAGACAGGGUAGAUUACCUCGCAUUCCACAAGUGCUUUCCCAAGAGUUUACAGAGUUGCUAAAAGUUAUGAUUCAUCCAGACCCAGAGAAAAGACCUUCAGCAAUGGCACUGGUAAAACAUUCAGUAUUGCUAUCUGCUUCUAGAAAAAGUGCAGAACAAUUACGAAUAGAAUUGAAUGCUGAAAAAUUCAAAAAUUCACUUUUGCAGAAAGAACUCAAGAAAGCCCAGAUGGCAAAAGCUGCAGCUGAGGAAAGAGCACUCUUCACUGAUCGGAUGACCACUAGGUCCACCACCCAGAGUAAUAGAACAUCUCGACUUAUUGGAAAGAAAAUGAACCGCUCUGUCAGCCUUACCAUAUACUGAACUACUCAUUUCCCACCUCCCCCAAAAAACUGUGACAAGAGGAAGCUAGGUUGAAAUCACUGCUAGAAUCCAGUUUGCAAAUUACUUUCUCAGUCGGUGUCAGUAGUUUUACUGAAAUACCUUUAGGACUUUUACUUGUGAAUUACAGUUGAAAGCUGUAUUUUGACCAGUGCUAUAUCAGGCUUUCGUCUAGUCUUACUAGUCUGUCUUCUGUAGGAUGUCAGUCACUGUUGGAUGUUACACCAGCCUUUCCAGGGUUAACCACUGUGGUGGUGUGCUGCUUAUGGUUUGCUGUUGCAUUGUAAUAAAAGGUGACUUUCCCUGUAGUGACCUGUAAAAAGGACUCAAGGGCUUUAUUACAAACAUAUUCUCCCUUUGAAAAGGGAAAUGCUAAGAGACUCAGUACUACUCAGCCUUCAGUGUACCUGUGUGUCAAUCUUAUAUUUCUUUUUUUUUUUUUUUUAAUUGUGAAUUAUACUUGUAUAUCCAACUGGGAGCACUUUGUAGGCACUGCAUGAACCAUGGAAUGAUAAUUCUGUGGAAGUAUUGCCUUGUGAAUUUGCUGCUAUUUUAGUUUUGUCCUUGCUGUAAAAUUGUAGCAUUAAACAAUCAUUGUUGUUAAUAGGCUUUUUUUGGAAAACAAUUAUGUGAAAUAUGUAGCUGCUCUUGAUGACAAGCAGCUAUUUGCCUUUUUUUCCUUUGAACUUUGAAGCUAGUGCAUUGGAGUAAUGCACCUUUUUUUCCCUUUUGGAUUGCUGUAUUAAUGUAGUAUAAUUAUUACUGGUUUUGUAAUUUUUCCUGAUAAUGCCCUUCCCUGACCCUUUUUAAAAAUGUUCUCUCCCUCCACCCAAGUUUUGUACUUGAUUGUAUUGUUAGUCUGUUUUUAAAUGUUUUCCCCGGUUUCUCUUCAAUAUUUGUGUAUAUAAACUAAUCUUGGCGAUAGUGUACAUAGCUGUUUGUAAUGCCAGAAUGACUUCUGACUAUUCCAAGCUUUUCACAAAAUAUAUUUUAUCAAUGAUUAGCCAUUUGACUAAUAAUACUGGCUAACCAGACAUUACAGAAGCAAAAACAACAUAGAAUUUGUCUGUCGUAUGUUUGCCUAUUAAUUUUGGUUUGAAACAUGUUUGCACAUGUCUGCUUGACUUGUGUUUUACUAACAUUGAUUGGCAUAUUAAAAGUCACUCUGAGCUUA